This is a messenger RNA of Pipistrellus nathusii (Nathusius's pipistrelle), 1374 nucleotides long. Lineage: Eukaryota; Metazoa; Chordata; Mammalia; Chiroptera; Vespertilionidae. The record is from the annotation of a GenBank genome assembly.
AUGUUGCUGCGGACAGCUUGGAGGCGGGUGGCUGCGGCCCUGCCGGCGGCUCCGGGGCCGAGGCCCGAGGCGCCCACCCGGGGUCUGCGCCUGCGCGUUGCAGACCAUGCUCCCCAGUCAGCUGUUCCCUCCGAUACAGCCAUUGCUCCGGAGAUGGAGUCAGUGCUGCGACCUCUGUACAUGGAUGUGCAAGCUACAACUCCCCUGGACCCUCGGGUACUUGAUGCCAUGCUCCCUUACCUGGUCAACUACUAUGGGAACCCACACUCCCGGACACAUGCUUAUGGCUGGGAGAGUGAGGCAGCCAUGGAAUGUGCUCGCCAGCAAGUAGCAUCUCUCAUUGGGGCUGAUCCUCGUGAAAUCAUUUUCACUAGCGGUGCUACUGAGUCCAAUAACAUAGCAAUUAAGGGGGUGGCUAGGUUUUAUAGGUCACGGAAAAAGCACUUGAUCACCUCCCAGACAGAACACAAAUGUGUCUUGGACUCUUGCCGUUCACUGGAAGCUGAGGGCUUUAAGGUCACCUACCUCCCAGUGAAGAAGAGUGGGAUCAUUGACCUGAAGGAACUAGAGGCUGCUAUCCAGCCCGAUACCAGCCUGGUCUCAAUCAUGUCUGUGAACAAUGAGAUUGGAGUGAAGCAGCCCAUUUCGGAAAUAGGGCAGAUUUGCAGUUCCAGAAAGGUCUAUUUCCAUACCGAUGCAGCCCAGGCUGUUGGAAAAAUCCCACUUGAUGUCAACGACAUGAAAAUUGAUCUCAUGAGCAUCAGUGGCCAUAAAAUCUAUGGUCCCAAAGGGGUUGGUGCCAUCUACAUUCGCCGCCGGCCCCGUGUGCGUGUGGAGGCCCUGCAGAGUGGAGGGGGGCAGGAGCGGGGUAUGCGGUCUGGGACAGUGCCCACACCCUUGGUGGUGGGCCUGGGGGCAGCCUGUGAAGUGGCACAGCAAGAGAUGGAGUACGACCACAAGCGAAUUUCAAAGUUAGCAGAGAGACUGAUACAAAAGAUUAUGAAGAGCCUUCCAGAUGUUGUGAUGAAUGGGGACCCUGUUCACCAUUACCCAGGUUGUAUCAACCUCUCCUUUGCCUAUGUGGAAGGGGAGAGUCUACUGAUGGCACUAAAGGAUGUGGCCUUAUCUUCGGGGAGUGCGUGCACUUCUGCAUCCCUGGAGCCCUCUUAUGUCCUUCGAGCAAUUGGCACUGAUGAGGAUUUGGCUCACUCUUCUAUCAGGUUUGGCAUUGGCCGUUUCACUACAGAGGAGGAAGUGGACUACACGGUAGAGAAGUGCAUUUACCAUGUGAAGCGUCUUCGCGAAAUGAGCCCUCUCUGGGAGAUGGUGCAGGAUGGCAUUGACCUUAAGAGCAUCAAGUGGUCCCAGCACUAG